AUGGCCCGGGACCCCUUGGCUCGGCUCUUGCUGGCCUGGACAGCCCUGUCGUGCGUGGCGGGUGUCCAGGGCCGUUGGGAUGGGGCUGUGGAGCCUGCAGGUCUCGGACGUGUGCGCAGGCGUGGCAGCCCAGGCUUCUUGCAGGGGCCGAAUGUGUGUGGCUCCCGAUUUCAUGCCUACUGCUGCCCCGGCUGGAGGACGCUGCCUGGUGGGAACCAGUGUGUUGUGCCGGUCUGUAGGCACGCCUGCGGCGAGGGCUUCUGCUCCCGACCCAACCUGUGCGCCUGUGCUGAUGGGAAGCUGGCCCCCAGCUGCGGGGUGAGCCGAGGGUCGGGGUGCAGUGUGAGCUGCAUGAAUGGGGGCAGCUGCCGAGGGGAGUCCUGCCUGUGCCAGAGGGGCUACACGGGCACCGUGUGUGGGCAACCCGUCUGUGACCACGGCUGCCACAACGGGGGCCGCUGCAUCGGGCCGAACCGCUGUGCCUGUGUGUACGGCUUCAUGGGGCCUCAGUGUGAGAAAGACUACCGGACAGGGCCCUGCUUUGGUCGAGUGGGCCUGGAGGGGUGCCAGCACCAGCUGACAGGCCUCGUCUGCACCAAGGCGCUCUGCUGUGCCACUGUGGGCCGGGCCUGGGGCUUCCCAUGUGAGCUCUGCUCUGCUCAGCCACACCCCUGCCGCCGGGGCUUCAUCCCCAAUAUACACACGGGGGCCUGCCAAGACGUGGAUGAGUGCCAGGCUAUCCCAGGCCUGUGCCAGGGGGGCAGCUGUGUUAACUCUGUGGGUUCCUUUGAGUGCCGCUGCCCAGCUGGACACCAGCUCAGUGAGAACAGCGCCAAGUGUGAAGACCACCGUGCCGGCACCUGCUUCUCGGCGCUGAUCGUGGGCCGCUGUGCCGGAGACCUCGCGGGCCACUAUACCCAUAGGCAGUGCUGCUGUGAUACGGGCAGAUGCUGGGCAGUUGGCCCGGCCCCUGAGCUGUGUCCGCCGCGGGGCUCUGAUGAGUUCCAGCGACUGUGUGCCCUGGGGCUCCCGCUGCUGCCCUCCUACCCAGGCCCCUUCCCCGGCCUCCCUGGCUUCGGAUCCAGUGGGCGUGGGGUUCCCAGCCUGGGCCUUGGUGACACCAACAUUGGCACAGCCACGCUGAACCAGACCAUUGACAUCUGCCGACACUUCACCAACCUGUGUCUCAAUGGCCGCUGCCUGCCCACCUCUUCCAGCUACCGCUGCGAGUGUAACGUGGGCUACACCCAGGACGUUCGGGGCGAGUGCAUCGACGUGGAUGAGUGUGCCAGCAGCCCCUGCCACCACGGAGACUGCGUCAACACCCCCGGCUCCUACCACUGCCGGUGCUGGGAGGGCUUUCAGGCGACGCUCACCAAGCAGGAGUGCGUGGACAUGGACGAGUGCAUCACCAGCAGUGGCCUCUGCCACCACGGCCGCUGCGUCAACACAGCAGGCAGCUUCCAGUGUGUCUGCAAUGCAGGCUUCGAGCUCGGCCCCGAUGGCAAGAACUGUGUGGACCACAACGAGUGUGCCACCACCACCAUGUGUGCCAACGGAGUGUGCCUGAACGAGGACGGCAGCUUCUCGUGCCUCUGCAAACCCGGCUUCCUGCUGGCGCCCGGUGGCCGCCACUGCGUGGACAUCGACGAAUGCCAGACACCGGGCAUCUGUAUGAACGGCCACUGUACCAACACCGAGGGCUCCUUCCGCUGCCACUGCCUGGGGGGGCUCGCGGUGGGCGCUGAUGGCCGCGUGUGCGUGGACACCCACGUGCGUAGCACGUGCUACGGGACCCUCAACGAGGGCUCUUGUGCCCGCCCCUUCCCCGGUGCCGUCACCAAAUCCGAGUGCUGCUGUGCGAGCCCCGACCACGGGUUUGGGGAGCCCUGCCAGCUGUGUCCUGCCAAGAACUCCGCCGAGUUCCAGGCCCUGUGCAGCAGCGGUCUUGGCAUCACCACGGAUGGCAGAGACAUCAACGAGUGUGCCCUCGAUCCUGAUGUCUGUGCCAACGGUAUGUGUGAGAACCUGCGGGGCAGCUACCGCUGCAUCUGCAACCUGGGCUACGAGGCAGCCGCAGCCGGCAAGGAGUGCAUGGAUGUGGAUGAGUGUGCACUCAACAGCCUCCUGUGUGACAACGGGUGGUGCCGGAACAGCCCUGGCAGCUACAGCUGCUCCUGCCCCCAGGGCUUCAGCUUCUGGCAAGACACAGAGACCUGCGAAGACAUCGACGAGUGCCUGUCCAAUCCGUGUGUGAACGGCGUGUGCCGCAACCUGGCCGGCUCCUACGCCUGCGAGUGCGCCCCCGGCAGCCGCCUGGGACCCUCCGGCACCGUGUGCUUAGACAGCACCAAAAGCACCUGCUGGCUAAAGGUCCAGGAUGGCCGCUGCGAGGCGAACCUGCACGGAGCCACCCUGCGGUCCGAGUGCUGCGCCACGCUCGGGGCUGCCUGGGGGAGCCCCUGCGAACGCUGUGACAUGGACCCCGCCUGUGCCCGUGGUUUCGCCCGCGUGAAGGGGCUCAGCUGUGAAGAUGUGAACGAGUGUGAGGUCUUCCCGGGGGUCUGUCCCAAUGGGCGCUGCCUCAACACCGCUGGCUCCUUCCACUGCGAGUGUCUUGAGGGCCUGACGCUGGAUGCCACGGGCCGGCUGUGCGUGGAUGUGCGCCUGGAGCUUUGUUUCUUGCAUUGGGAUGAGGAUGAAUGUGGGGCCGCCCUGCCCGGCAAGUACCGGAUGGACGUCUGCUGCUGCUCCUUGGGAGCCGCGUGGGGGGCCGCGUGCGAGGCGUGCCCUGAGCCUGAGUCCCCAGCGUUUGCCAGCCUGUGUCCCCGGGGGCUGGGCUUUGCCAGCCGGGACUUCCUCUCAGGCCAGCCCUUCUAUAAAGAUGUGAACGAGUGCAAAGCCUUCCCCGGGCUGUGUGCACACGGCACCUGCCGCAACACCGUGGGCAGCUUUCGUUGCUCUUGUGCUGGGGGCUUUGCCCUGGAUGCCCAGGAAAGGAACUGCACAGACAUUGACGAGUGCCGCAUCUCCCCUGACCUCUGCGGCCAGGGCACCUGCGUCAACACUCCGGGCAGCUUCGAGUGUGAGUGUUUCCACGGCUACGAGAGUGGCUUCAUGAUGAUGAAGAACUGCAUGGACGUGGAUGAGUGUGCCCGGGACCCACUGCUGUGCCGGGGAGGCACCUGUACCAACACAGAUGGGAGUUACGAGUGCCAGUGCCCCGCUGGACAUGCGCUGGUGGCCAAGGGCACUGCUUGUGAGGACGUUGAUGAAUGCUCCCUGAGUGACGGCCUGUGUCCCCACGGCCAGUGCGUCAACGUCAUCGGUGCCUUCCAGUGCUCCUGCCACGCCGGCUUCCAGAGCACACCUGACCGCCAAGGCUGCGUGGAUGUGGACGAAUGCCGCUCUGGGAACGGUGGGUGCCACGUGCACUGCAUUAACACCGAGGGCAGCUACCGGUGUGGCUGCGGACACGGCUACUCGCUGAUGCCUGAUGGGAGGGCGUGUGCAGACGUGGACGAGUGUGAGGAGAACCCGGACAUCUGUGACGGGGGCCAGUGCAUCAAUGUGCCGGGGGGUCACCGCUGCCUCUGCUACGACGGCUUUGUGGCCACGCUGGACAUGAGGACGUGUGUAGACGUGGACGAGUGUGACCUGAACCCCUACAUCUGCCUCCAUGGGGUCUGCGAGAACACAAGGGGUUCCUUUGUCUGCCACUGCCAGCUGGGUUACGUCGUCAGGAAGGGGGCCACGGGCUGCUCCGAUGUGGACGAAUGUGAGCUUGGGGGACACAGCUGUGAUGGUCACGCCUCCUGCCUCAACGUCCCUGGGAGUUUCAGCUGCAGGUGCCAGCCAGGCUGGGUGGGGGAUGGCUUCGAAUGCCACGACCUGGAUGAAUGCGCCUUCCAGGAGCAUGGGUGCAGCCCGAGAGCUGACUGCCUCAACACCCCCGGCUCCUACCGCUGUGCCUGCCCCCCGGGCUUUGCUGGGGACGGCUACUUCUGCGAAGACAGGGACGAGUGUGCGGAGAAUGUGGACCUUUGCGAGAAUGGGCAGUGUCUCAAUGCCCCCGGGGGGUACCGCUGUGAAUGCGAGAUGGGCUUCAACCCCACAGAGGACCAGCACGCCUGCCAGGAUGUGGACGAGUGUGUUCUCGGGAACCUGUGUGUGUUUGGGAGCUGUGAGAACCUGCCAGGCAUGUUCCGCUGCGUCUGCGAUGAGGGCUACGAGCUGGACCGUGGAGGCGGCAACUGCACAGAUGUGAAUGAGUGUGCAGACCCCGUGAACUGCAUCAACGGCCUGUGUGUCAACACCCCCGGCAGCUACCUCUGCAACUGCCCCCAGGAUUUUGAGCUGAACCCCAGCGGGGUGGGCUGCGUGGACACCCGGGUCGGGAACUGUUUCCUGGACACACAGGACCGAGGGGACGGUGGCAUUUCCUGCAGUGUGGAGAUCGGGGUUGGCGUCACCCGAGCAUCCUGCUGUUGCUCCCUGGGACGGGCCUGGGGCAACCCCUGUGAGCUGUGCCCGCUGGCCAAUACCACUGAGUACAGAACCCUGUGCCCGGGGGGUGAGGGCUUCCGGCCCAAUCCCAUCACCGUCAUUCUGGAAGACAUUGACGAAUGCCAGGAGCUGCCAGGGCUGUGCCAGGGGGGCAACUGUGUCAACACCUUCGGCAGCUUCCAGUGCGAGUGUCCACCUGGCUACCACCUCAAUGAGGACACCCGCAUCUGUGAGGACAUCGAUGAAUGCUCUGCACACUCGGGCAUCUGUGGCCCUGGUACCUGCUACAACACUCUGGGGAACUACACUUGUGUCUGCCCAGCGGAAUACCUGCAAGUCAACGGUGGCAACAACUGCAUGGACAUGAGGAAGAGUGUCUGCUUCCGGCACUAUAACGGUACAUGUCGGAAUGAGCUGACCUUUAACGUGACCCGGAAGACGUGCUGCUGUUCUUACAACAUUGGCCAGGCCUGGAAUAGACCCUGCGAGGCCUGCCCAACUCCUGCCAGCCUGGAUUACCAGAUCCUGUGUGGAAACCAGGUUCCCGGGUUCGUCAUUGACAUCCACACAGGGAAGCCCCUCGACAUCGACGAGUGUGGGGAGAUCCCUGCCAUCUGUGCCAGUGGCGUCUGCAUCAACCAGAUUGGGAGCUUCCGCUGCGAGUGCCCCACGGGCUUCAGCUACAACAGGGUGCUGCUGGUCUGCGAAGAUGUGGACGAGUGUGCCAGCGGGGAGAGCCCCUGCCAGCAGAAUGCCAACUGCAUCAACAUCCCCGGCAGCUACCGCUGCAAGUGCGCCCGAGGGUACAAGCUGUCGCCAGGGGGUGCUUGUGUGGGACGGAAUGAGUGUCGGGAGAUCCCAAAUGUCUGUAGCCAUGGCGACUGUGUGGACACAGCUGAUAGCUACAUGUGCCGGUGUCACCGUGGCUUCCGGGCUUCAGCAGACCAGACCCUGUGCAUGGACGUCGACGAGUGUGACCAGCAGCCAUGCGGAAAUGGGACCUGCAAGAAUAUCGUCGGCUCCUACAGCUGCCUCUGCUUCCCUGGCUUUGUGGCGACACACAGCGGACAUUGCGUGGACAUGGAUGAAUGCACCACCAUCGUGGGGCAGGUGUGCCGAUUUGGCCAGUGCCUCAACACAGCAGGCUCCUUCCACUGCCUCUGCCAGGAUGGCUUUGAGCUCACAAGUGAUGGGAAGAACUGCAUAGACGCCAACGAGUGUCUCAGCCUCGCGGGAACCUGCCUGCCAGGCACUUGCCAGAACCUUGAGGGCUCCUUCCGCUGCAUCUGUCCCCCCGGCUUCCAGGUUCAGAGUGACCACUGUGUCGACAUCAACGAAUGCUUGGAAGAGCCCAACCUCUGCCUCUUUGGCACCUGUACCAACAGCCCUGGGAGCUUCCAGUGCCUCUGUUCGCCUGGCUUUGUCCUGUCUGACAACGGGCACCGUUGCUUUGACACACGGCAGAGUUUCUGCUUCACCCAUUUCGAGGCUGGAAAGUGCUCGGUACCCAAAGCUUUCAACACCACCAAGACCCGGUGCUGUUGCAGCCAGAGGCCCGGCGAGGGCUGGAAUGACCCCUGCGAGCUGUGUCCUCAGGAGGGCAGUGCCGCCUUUCAGGAGCUGUGCCCCUUUGGCCACGGGGCAGUCCCAGGCCCAGAUGAUUCUCGGGAAGACGUGAACGAGUGUGCGGAGAACCCUGGCGUCUGUGCUAACGGCCUUUGUGUCAACACUGAUGGCUCUUUCCGCUGCGAGUGUCCUUUUGGCUACAGCCUGGACUUCACAGGUGUCAGCUGCGUGGACACAGACGAGUGCUCUGUCGGACACCCCUGCGGGGAAGGCACCUGCACCAAUAUCAUUGGAGGCUUCGAAUGUGCCUGUGCUGAUGGCUUUGAGCCUGGUCCCAUGAUGACCUGUGAGGACAUUGACGAGUGCUCCCUGAAUCCCCUGCUCUGCGCCUUCCGCUGCCACAACACUGAGGGUUCCUAUGUGUGUACCUGCCCGUCUGGCUAUGCCCUGAGAGAGGAUGGGGCCAUGUGCCGAGAUGUGGACGAGUGUGCAGACGGCAAGCAGGACUGCUACACCCGGGGCAUGAUGUGCAAGAACCUCAUCGGCACCUUCACCUGCAUCUGCCCCCCGGGCAUGCGGCCCCAGCUGGGCUCUGGGGAGGGCUGCACAGAUGACGAUGAAUGCCAUGCCCAGCCCAGCCUCUGUGCCAAUGGCCGCUGCGUCAACACCGCAGGCAGCUUCCGCUGUGAUUGUGACGAGGGCUUCCAGCCCAGCCCUGACUUCACUGAGUGCCACGACACCCGGCAAGGGCCCUGCUUCUCCGAGGUGCUGCAGGCCACGUGCCAGGCUCAGUCCAGUGGCGGCGAGGCGGUCACCAGGGCCGAGUGCUGUUGCGGGGGUGGCCGCGGCUGGGGCCCCCACUGCGAGCUCUGUCCCCUGCCCAGCACUGCCGCCCACAAGGAGCUGUGCCCCCACGGCUCGGGCUACACCGCCGACGGCCGAGACGUGGAUGAGUGCCGCGUGCUCGCUCACCUGUGCCCCCAUGGCGAGUGCAUCAAUAACCUUGGCUCCUUCCGCUGCCACUGCCGGUCUGGGUACGCGCCUGACACCACUGCCACAGCCUGCGUGGAUGUGGACGAGUGCAGCCAGGUCCCCACGCCAUGUCCCUUCCUCUGCAAAAACACCAAGGGCAGCUUCCUGUGCGCCUGCCCCCGAGGCUACCUGCUGGAGGAGAAUGGCAGGAUCUGCAGAGACGUGGAUGAGUGCUCCUCCAGGCAGCACAACUGCCAGUUCUUCUGCGUCAACACCAUCGGUGCCUUCACCUGCCGCUGUCCCCCUGGCUUCACCCAGCGCCACCAGGCCUGCUUUGACAAUGACGAGUGCUUGGCCCAGCCUGGCCCGUGUGGCACCCGUGGACACUGCCACAAUGCCCCAGGAAGCUUCAGCUGUGAGUGCUAUCAAGGCUUCACCCUGGACAGCUCAGGCCAUGGCUGCAAAGAUGUGGAUGAAUGUGACGGGCCUCAUCGCUGCCAGCACGGCUGCCAGAACGAGCUGGGGGGUUACCGCUGUGGCUGCCCCCAGGGCUUCACCCCACACUCCCAGUGGGGCCAGUGUGUGGACAAGAACGAGUGUGUCCUGUCACCCGCGGCCUGCGGCAGCGCCUCCUGCCGCAACAUGCUGGGCGGCUUCCGCUGCGUCUGCCCCUCCGGCUUUGACUUCAACCAGGCCCUCGGGGGCUGCCAGGACGUGGAUGAGUGUGCGGGGCGGGGCGGCCCCUGUAGCUACAGCUGUGCCAACACCCCCGGUGGCUUCCUGUGCGGCUGCCCCCGAGGCUACUUCCGGGCUGGGCAAGGGCACUGUGUCUCUGGCCUGGGCUUCAGCCCUGGACCUCAGGAUGCCCCAGAUGAGGAGCUGCUCUCACCUGAAGGCUGCUAUGAAUGCAAGAUCAACAGCCAGCCCCCUCGUGACCGGCCACGGCGCAGCCCCCGUGGGGACUAUCAGGCGAGCCUGGCCAGCCUUGAUUCGGAGGCUCCGCUGACCCUGGGCCUGAACCUCUCCCGCCUGAGCCGGGCCGAGCACAUCCUAGAGCUGCGGCCGGCGCUGGAGGGUCUGGGGGGCCGCGUCCGCUACAUCAUUGCCCGUGGCAACGAGCAAGGUUUCUUCCGCAUGCAUCACCUCCGCGGCCUCAGCUCCCUGCAGCUGGGGCGUCGGAGGCCGGGGCCAGGAACCUACCAGCUGGAGGUGGUGAGCGUGGCUGGGGCCUGGGGCACCCAGCCUGAGGGGUGGCCGGCAGGCCGGGCCUUGCGGCUAAAGGUGCAGCUGCAGCUGCUGUAGUCCAG
Aethalodelphis obliquidens (Pacific white-sided dolphin) is the source of this 8351-nucleotide messenger RNA. RefSeq names its product fibrillin 3 (gene FBN3). The coding region runs from base 1 to 8346 and encodes 2781 amino acids. The transcript has 63 exons. Gene Ontology annotation, molecular function: calcium ion binding. Lineage: Eukaryota; Metazoa; Chordata; Mammalia; Artiodactyla; Delphinidae. The record is from RefSeq and is a predicted model, not a curated record.